CUUAAUGUCAAUAAAGCAAUAUAAACAGCUACAGAUAAAUGCUGUUGUUGUAUUUACUAUGUAACUUGAUUCAGUCUCGUCAACACAUUCGCGUGUGCCAAAUCUGUCUUAUAUCAGUAUUACAUAGUGUUUUCAUACUAUAAUGUGCAAUAAUUGGAAAGAUGACCCAGAAAUCCAGAGGUUUAGGGAUUAUUUGAGAAUACCCAGUGUACAUCCGAACAUAAACUAUGAAGAGUGCGUGAACUUCUUAAAGAAGCAAGCGUCUGAGAUAGACCUACCAAUAUCUGUCUAUGAAGUAGUGCCGAGAAAGCCGGUUGUCGUAAUCACAUGGCAAGGGUCGGAGCCCCAACUACCUUCGAUCCUGCUUAAUUCUCAUAUGGAUGUAGUGCCGGUUUAUGAGGACCACUGGACCCACCCCCCCUUCGAAGCUAAGGUCACUGACGAUGGGUUCAUAUACGCCCGCGGCACCCAGGACAUGAAAGGAGUUGGUAUGAUGCACCUGGAGGCAGUGCGGCGGUUGAAGAACGCAGGAGUCAGGUUGAGGAGAACGGUGCAUAUUAGUUUUGUGCCAGAUGAAGAGAUCGGUGGUGUGGACGGCAUGAAGAGUUUUACUGAAACCGAUGAUUUCAAGAAGCUCAACAUUGGGUUCUGCCUGGAUGAGAGCAUGCCUUGCCCAGAAAACGCCAUAAUUGCGUUCAAUGGAGAAAGAACCAACCGAGAAUUGAAAGUCACCUGCAGAGGCACCCCUAUGCACGGAGCGCAACUUUUACCGGGAACAGCAGGAGAGAAGUUGCAUUUCAUAAUAGACAAGUUCAUGAAAUUUCGCGAAGAAGAAAGGAAAAAGUUCGAAGCUGGAACUCCUCUCGGUGAGGUUACGACGGUUAAUUUAACUCAAGUAGAGGGAGGAGUUCAAGUCAACGUGAUUCCGGAGAACUUGUCCGUAUCGUUUGACAUCAGGGUGGCUCCGGAGAGAGACCACGACGAGUUUGAAAAUAUGGUGGCUUCUUGGUGUAAAGAAGCAGGAGAAGGGGUCACAUUCGAAUAUUUUGUGAAAAAUCCUCUGGUAAAGAGUACAAGGACUGAUUCCAGUGUGCCAUUUUGGGGAGCCUUAAAGGAUACUGUAGAAAAUAUGGGCAUAGAACUAAGAUGUGUGAUAUGCCCCGGAGCGACGGACGCCCGCCACGUGCGCCGGCGCGGCGUGCCCGCGCUCGGCCUCUCUGCGCUUGCGCGCACGCCCGUGUUGCUGCACGCGCAUGAUGAGAGGGUCCACGUAGACGUGUUUAAGCGGGGAAUUGAUGUCAUGGAGAAUGUGGUUAGUGCUGUAGCUAAUGUCUAGUUUGCAUUGAUAAAAUAUAAAGUAUUUAAGUCGAUAAUUGAGUUGUUUUCUUGUAGGUAUAUAUGUAUGUAUAUUUGUAUGUAUAUUGAUUGUUAAAUUAUUUGAUAUUGUUAAACGAAUAUGAAUAUAAAUCUAUCAAUUAUUCAAAGAAUUUUGUUGUAAAAUUUUUGAUAAAACACUGUUGCCAAAUUCGUUAUCGUGACAUUUAUAUAAUUAUAAAUACCUUAAUCGUGUCAAAAAUAAAUUUAAGUACCUACUUAUUGAAAUAAAUUGUUCGGAAGAGAAAAUUUAAAUUAACGUGAAAAUAAAUUCGGUAUUAAGUAAAUGAUUUCCAUUCACGUUGUUAAUUUAUUUAAUAAAUGAGGUAAAUAAAGUUUUAAUAUUGCAAAAGGAAAUUAUGUAUUUUUUAAAAUUUUAUACUUAUUUAAGUUUUUUAUAGCUUUCUGGAAAUAUAAAAGGUCUAGUGUACUUAUUGUUGGCAAAUUGUGCCAUGAACACGCUCUUCAUCUUCUUCCCCGAAGGUUUCGUCUUCCUGAAGUCAUUCUCAAAAGCUGCCAGGAUCUUUAGGAGACGAGCACGGGAUAAACCGUCGAACACAAAGCCAUCUGCGACUCCUACAAUUUCUACAAAAAAGACAUAGUAAAUUCUUAUUUUUUUCCAAAGUGCAAUGCUGUUGUCUGAUUGGAGUAUUGCAUUAAAAUUGUCGGAUCAUGGUAAGUAGGUAGGUAAGUGCAGUUCCCUGCCUCUUUGCGGAAAUAUUGGUUAUUACAUAAAAAUAUAAAAAAAAAAUUUUGCUAUAGGAAAAAUUUCUAUUACUUUUACGAUUACAAAUCCCAUUUUUUUUAGAUUAUUAAAAAAAAUUGCAACGCCAUUCAUGCAAUGAAAAUAUACCUGAACUUGCAUCUCGAGUAGCGCUAACUACCGACUGUUGAACCAAUAGCAACCAACAAAUGCAAAGUAGGAACAUUUUCACAAUACACUUCAUAAGAAUUGCUUUUAUCUUAUACAAACAUCGAUAAGGAACCGUAAAGGGCUUUUCCCACAGUAGAAAAUAACUUUUUAGCAUUUCCUUGCGCUUUGCUUUGCUGCAGUGUAGUUUGUUCCGCCGCUUCUUCUACACAUGCGCUUUGGAAGCGGUAGUAGUUAUAAUUAGAUUUAAGUGAUGUGACGUCAAUAAGUGAUACCUUGUAUCCAAUUUUGAAAAUAAAUCUAUUCUAUUCUUUUUAAAUGAAUCAAUAUAUUUUAAAUUGUAGAACAGGUUACAAUGGUGUUACAUUUUGUCUUACUUAGUGCUCUGCAUCCUGCCUAAAUAAAAACACUAAAGGUACUUAUAAAUAAAGGAAAAUUACACCUCUAUUGAGCUAGGCCCAAAGUAAGUUCGAGACUUAUGGGAAAAAGGAUAUUGAUAAACACUUAACCAGGACCAAGUACAAUCGGAAAAAGUUAAUUUUUCAUUAUAUUCUGGCCGGGAUUCAAACCUGGGACAUUGUUGCUCAGAGGUAAGCACAGUACUUGGCUUGGCUUGGAAUUUGGAGAGGUUAAUAAGGAAACAACAGCUACAAUUUUUAUAAUAAAACCACGUAGAAAUAAGUAAUGUAUCAACAUACAUUUUAUUGAGAUAUGUUUAACAACUUGGUUCUCUACCUGAUAACUAUCACAAAUGCUUUUUACAAAAUAUAUUUUUAAUCACCUUUCUACAAAAAAAACACUUAAAAUUAAAUGCUUUGCAAGUUACUAUUAAAAUAACAAUUCUUAUUUCUAAUGCAACUAUAAGCAUAUAAAUAAUGAAAAUUUAAUCAAUUACUUGUAUUCUUUUAAAAUUAAAUUAUAUUUAGAAUUAUACUUACUUAUGACUUUAAUUUAUACUGCUAAAACCUUUGACUUCUUUUGCCUUUCGAGUAAUUAAUACAAAUAUUUUUUUUAUCCUGCAGUUUAAUUUUAAAAAAAAACAAUCUUCAAGAAGUACUUUCUAAUUUUUAAGAACAAAUAUUUUUAUUUUUUGGUAACUUACACAAAAAUAACAUACUCAUCGCUUUUUUUUUGUUCAAAGAGAUUUAUUUUAUGAGACCGUGUGCAUGCCCUUAUAAUUAGAAACACGAUACCGUGAGAUUAAACGGCAUAUUAUGGUACUUAAACGUUGUCUAAAAAUAGUUCUUCUUAUUUCUUGUAAACUAAAUUUACAUUAUAAAUCUACUAUAUUAUAUAUACAUAAUUAAAUAUUGACUAAUAUAUGUGGCACAUUAUCAUAUCUUUUAUUUAUAUUGUAUUUUUAUUAAAAUUAUAUUAUUUACGAGUAUAUGAUAAAGAGUUAUUGUUUAAAAUAUUGUAAAGGCACUUUAUGAUAAGUAAUUUUUUUCAUUAUCAUAGAAAUAAUAUUUAUAAAAAAAUUUUUAAAAAAAUCUUCUUUUGACAACAUUUGUUUUUUGUAAAACAUACAAACAAGAGAAGACUAAAAUUAAUAAUACAACUUGAGGCAAUUCAAUUUAGCUACAAAAUAACCUGUAAGAAGUUAAGUUAAGAAGCUAAAAAUUUACAAUUUUAAUAAUUUGACACCAAUUUGCUGGAUCGUGUGAAAUCACACAUUGGAACAUUACACAUCACGCUAAACAAUAAUUAUAUAAAUACCCUAAAGUUUCAAUAAAACGAAGUAGGUACAUAUUUUCCUUUUUCUUACACUUUCAUACCUUUCUCACAAAUUUAAUAAUAAUAAUUUUAAUUUAAUUUGUAGUUAUUUAGAGUUUCACUUUGCUAUAAGAAGAACCAAUGUAAACGAAGAAAUAGAUAUUAAUGCUGUUAAAACAACGUUUGGAAAUAUAAAAUUCAGAUGAUUGUACUUCUUAACAAGUAAUAAAUCACUGGUAUCGAAAAUUGCUUGAAUUCUCGUUUUGGUAUGCAUUCCCUUUGCAUGGUUUCAUACUGGAAUGAACGAUAUUAAUCGCGUCACUUUUUUAAAAUGCAUUUAUAAAAUUUAUCGCACUGUUGUUAAAACUUUAUAAUUCAAAAAAAUUUAAAUUUAUUUAAAAUUCCUAGAUUCAUUAUUUAUAUACACUAAAUUCUAAGCAGUACUUGUUAUACUACUCUGCUUUUUAAGAGAUUUUGUUCUUCCGCAGAAGUAGUCUUCAAUCUCCUGUAGGGUCCUUCCUUUUGUCUCCGGGAGGAAAAAGUAGAAGAAUA
This is a messenger RNA of Amyelois transitella, 4510 nucleotides long. Its product is annotated as aminoacylase-1. NCBI's taxonomy places the organism in Eukaryota, Metazoa, Arthropoda, Insecta, Lepidoptera, Pyralidae. The transcript is spliced from 9 exons. Bases 143 to 1336 code for a protein of 397 amino acids. Gene Ontology annotation, cellular component: cytoplasm. Gene Ontology annotation, biological process: amino acid metabolic process. The record is from RefSeq and is a predicted model, not a curated record. Gene Ontology annotation, molecular function: aminoacylase activity.